Rubroshorea leprosula is the source of this 1085-nucleotide messenger RNA. Lineage: Eukaryota; Viridiplantae; Streptophyta; Magnoliopsida; Malvales; Dipterocarpaceae. The record is from the annotation of a GenBank genome assembly.
AAUAUUAAAGCCUACACAUUCAAUUUAUCCCAAACUUUUCAGUUCCCAGUAUUAUUUUUCUUCUCUCCAGAGACAAAAAGCAUCCAUCACGGCAAAAGGGGUUCUGCAACUUUUUUCCUGCGCUUCUUCUGCUUCAAGUUCUCUCCUUUUUCAGUUAGGGUUUGUGGGUUUUCCACUUUACUUUUAUCCCUUGAAGAUGGUAGACUUUGCUCGCGUGCAAAAGGAGCUCCAAGAAUGUAGCAGAGACAUGGAGGCAUCGGGUAUUAGGGUCAGCCCUAAAUCUGACAACCUCGCGGGCUUAACUGGCACAAUCCCUGGCCCUAUCGGCACUCCUUAUGAAGGCGGCAGCUUUGAAAUCGACAUUACAUUACCUGAUGGGUAUCCUUUUGAGCCUCCCAGGAUGAAGUUUGUGACUAAAGUUUGGCACCCAAAUAUUAGCAGUCAAAGUGGUGCAAUAUGCCUGGAUAUCUUGAAGGACCAGUGGAGUCCAGCACUGACUCUGAAGACUGCUCUUGUUUCCAUCCAAGCUUUGCUAUCUGCUCCUGAACCUGAUGACCCUCAAGAUGCUGUAGUAGCACAACAGUAUCUUAGGGACUAUCAGACCUUCGUUGGUACAGCUCGUUACUGGACAGAAUCUUUUGCCAAGGCCUCUUCUCUGGGGGUAGAGGAAAAGGUGCAACGACUUGUUGAAAUGGGUUUUGCUGAAAGUUUGGUGAGGAGUACACUAGAAGCUGUUGGUGGCGAUGAAAAUCUGGCUCUUGAAAGACUUUGCUCCAGCUAAAUGUCUCAGAGCUCCAAUUGUUCAAACUGCUUUCUCAAGCACCUAGUGAAUCUUAAAAUCUUAUAGGGACACCGGAUUCUGUUUGAAUAUAAGCUAUUCUCCUUUUGUCCAGAAAUGAUUUCCGGAUUUUCUGCCUCCUCAUGGCCUAGUUUAUUUUGUGUUCUUGGACAUAUAUGCUGCUUAAGGCACCUAAUUAACCAGCUAAACAUGGUGAUGAAAAUGCUUCUUUUGAAAACGUGGUUUGAAAUUAUGAAUGGUCAUUUCUUUGCUCAACCAAUGGCUAUAAUGAAAGUGUAGAGACCAC